Messenger RNA from Lathyrus sativus (Indian pea), 1752 nucleotides. The record is from the annotation of a GenBank genome assembly. Lineage: Eukaryota; Viridiplantae; Streptophyta; Magnoliopsida; Fabales; Fabaceae.
AUGGAGGACCACAAUUUUGUUGUUGGUCAAGAAUUCCCUGAUGUGAAGACAUUUCGGAAUGCUAUUAAGGAAGCUGCUAUUGCACAACAUUUUGAGCUUCGUAUUAUCAAAAGCGACUUGAUUCGAUACUUUGCUAAAUGUGCCUCUGAGGGAUGUCCGUGGCGGAUUCGUGCUGUUAAGCUCCCUAAUGCCCCGACAUUUACUAUAAGAAGUCUUGAAGGGACACAUACUUGUGGAAGAAAUGCGCUCAAUGGGCACCACCAGGCUUCUGUGGAUUGGAUUGUGAGUUUUAUAGAAGAACGGUUACGAGAUAACAUUAAUUAUAAGCCGAAAGAUAUUUUACACGACAUCCAUAAGCAAUAUGGGAUAACGAUACCGUAUAAGCAAGCUUGGCGUGCUAAGGAACGGGGCCUUGCGGCAAUAUAUGGCUCUUCUGAAGAAGGGUUUUAUCAACUUCCUUCGUAUUGUGAAGAAAUAAAGAAAACAAAUCCGGGAAGUGUUGCAGAGGUGUUUACCACUUGUGCAGAUAACCGUUUUCAGAGACUUUUUGUUUCAUUUUAUGCAUCGAUUCAUGGUUUUGUUAAUGGUUGUUUGCCCGUUGUUGCUCUUGGUGGAAUUCAGCUGAAAAGCAAAUACCUUAGCACAUUCCUUUCCGCAACUUCUUUUGAUGCGGAUGGUGGGUUGUUUCCACUUGCUUUCGCCGUUGUCGAUGUAGAAAACGAUGAAAGCUGGACAUGGUUCCUGUCUGAGUUGCAUAAGGCACUAGAGGUGAAUAUUGAAUGCAUGCUUGAGAUUAUAUUUUUAUCUGAUGGGCAUAAGGGUAUUGUGGAUGCAAUAAGAAGGAAGUUUCCGAAAUCUUCGCAUGCAUUCUGCAUGCGUUACUUAAGCGAAAGCAUUGGCAAAGAGUUCAAGAACUCUAGGCUUAUCCAUCUUCUAUGGAAGGCAGCAUAUGCUACUACGACUAUUGCAUUCAAAGAAAAAAUGGCGGAAAUAGAAGAGCUCUCUCCCGAAGCCGCCAAUUGGUUACAGCAAUUUCAUCCUUCCCAAUGGGCUCUAGCAUAUUUCGAAGGGACGAGAUAUGGUCAUUUGUCCUCUAAUAUUGAAGAGUUCAAUAAAUGGAUUCUUGAAUUCCGGGAGUUGCCAAUUAUCCAAGUGAUUGAGCGGAUUCAUAGCAAACUUAAAACUGAGUUUGAUGACCGGUGUUUGAAAAGCAGUUCAUGGUGUUCUGUACUUGCUCCAUCUGCCGAGAGGCGAAUGGUCGAAGCCAUUAAUCAUGCAUCCACAUAUCAAGUCCUUAGAUCAGACGAGGUAGAGUUUGAGGUUAUUUCAGCUGAUCGAUCUGAUAUUGUAAAUAUUGGCAGUCAUAGCUGUUCCUGCCGUGAUUGGCAGCUAUAUGGGAUACCUUGUUCCCACGCCGUUGCUGCUCUUAUCUCAUGUCGUAAGGAUAUCUACGCAUAUACGGCAAAGUGUUUUACUGCUGCAAGUUACAGGGAUACUUAUGCAGAGGUGUUACAUCCCAUCCCUGAAAAAAUUGAAUGGAGGAAAACAGAUGAAUCUUCCUUGGAUAACGAUAUCGUAGUUGUGCGACCGCCAAAAUUUCGCCGACCACCAGGGCGACCGGAAAAGAAACGGAUUUGUGUGGAGGACCAUAAUCGCGACAAACAUACAGUGCAUUGUAGUCGAUGUAAUCAAACUGGACAUUACAAGACUACAUGCAAAGCAGAGAUGAUUAGUAGUAUACAACAGUUUUAG